CCGCAUCGUAAUUAAACAUAGCACCUUAUCAGUAGUCGUAAGCCAUCUUCCAUGAAAAUAAAGUAAAGUAUAACAAGAAAUAAAAAAACAAACAUCAUGGAAGCCAAAACUCAAAGUGAAGCUCCCGGCGCAAAGGAAAAUCCCCUGGGCGUGGUGUGGUCAUAUUCCAGCUUCCACAGAACACCAAGUGAGGAAACUCUACAGCUUAAAAAAACAAAAAAGAAAGAAAAACAAGAGGAGCACGUUAGAAAACCCAAAGACGAUACUCCCGCUCCAACAGCCAAAACUCAAAGUGAAGCUCCCGGCGCAAAGGAAAAUCCCCUGGGCGUGGUGUGGUCAUACUCCAGCUUCCACAGAACACCAAGUGAGGAAACUCUACAGCUUAAAAAAACAAAAAAGAAAGAAAAACAAGAGGAGCACGUUAGAAAACCCAAAGACGAUACUCCCGCUCCAACAGCCAAAACUCAAAGUGAAGCUCCCGGCGCAAAGGAAAAUCCCCUGGGCGUGGUGUGGUCAUAUUCCAGCUUCCACAGAACACCAAGUGAGGAAACUCUACAGCUUAAAAAAACAAAAAAGAAAGAAAAACAAGAGGAGCACGUUAGAAAACCCAAAGACGAUACUCCCGCUCCAACAGCCAAAACUCAAAGUGAAGCUCCCGGCGCAUGGGAAAAUCCCCUGGGCGUGGUGUGGUCAUACUCCAGCUUCCACAGAACACCAAGUGAGGAAACUCUACAGCUUAAAAAAACAAAAAAGAAAGAAAAACAAGAGGAGCACGUUAGAAAACCCAAAGACGAUACUCCCGCUCCAACAGCCAAAACUCAAAGUGAAGCUCCCGGCGCAUGGGAAAAUCCCCUGGGCGUGGUGUGGUCAUACUCCAGCUUCCACAGAACACCAAGUGAGGAAACUCUACAGCUUAAAAAAACAAAAAAGAAAGAAAAAAAUGACAUUGGGUCAUAUUGAGAGCUGUUUUUCCUGAGAUUUUUAUGUGAAGAUUAAACGUAAUGAAUACGAAGAUUAUUAAAACUAGUGUAGACUACAAUAUGUAAACAACAUCAAUGCGAAGUAAGUUGAUUCCUAGGGUUCCAGACGACCACGGUCAGUACCAGAAAGGAGCUGAAGUUCUCCAACGACUCCCCGGGGGGAUCAGAGAACAGCAUCCUCCAGAUUGGCGUCCACUCCAUCACCGAGAGCGUGGAGUAUUUGUGAUUUGUUGUGUUUUUUUUCGUAAAUAAACAUCUAAAUGAUCUUGUUUUUAA
Messenger RNA from Physella acuta, 1256 nucleotides. Its product is annotated as triadin. The record is from RefSeq and is a predicted model, not a curated record. Lineage: Eukaryota; Metazoa; Mollusca; Gastropoda; Physidae.